This is a messenger RNA of Halteromyces radiatus, 1371 nucleotides long. RefSeq lists its product as uncharacterized. The record is from RefSeq and is a predicted model, not a curated record. The transcript is spliced from 4 exons. NCBI's taxonomy places the organism in Eukaryota, Fungi, Mucoromycota, Mucoromycetes, Mucorales, Cunninghamellaceae. Bases 1 to 1308 code for a protein of 435 amino acids. Gene Ontology annotation, molecular function: 2-oxoglutarate-dependent dioxygenase activity.
AUGUUACCUCUCAAUGUCAACUUGAUCAAAAAAGAAAUAGUCUCACUAUUUAAACAAGAAGAUCAUUAUCAAGACUUUAUUCCUUGUGGUGUUUCGGUGGUCAGUUUAUUUGAUUCAGUAUUUCAACACAUUUCUGAGUCUAUUCAACACUCAGAAACAAAGGAUGAUCAACAACAACUACAACAACAAUUAGAUGCAUUGAUUGAACUUGCCAAUGAAAAGCUUCUCAUGUACCCAUACAAGGAUGUUCCGGCAUGUUGGCGUUGUCUAUUGAUGGAUGCAACUCUACUCAAAUCAUUCACUUUGAUCAGUUCUAUGGAAAAGGAAGAAACAAUGCAAGCAAAGAAACAUGUGGCUCGAGAACUCAUCAAGAUCUUGGAUGUGGCUCUCAUUGUCAGUGGAGGACCCGGCCCUCGUCGACGAGAAUUCUCAUUGAAACUUUUAGACGAUUUACAACAAUGGUUACGACCAAGGAAGACAAAUACACAAGGGCGACAUUUGGCGAUCAAUUCAUCAGCAACACUUCCAAUAAUCAAACAUGCCAUCACUGUUUUGAAGGAACCUCCUGACUACCUUUGGUUUGAACAGCAUAUCAAUCAGAAAUUAGCCACACCUCUUCACCUUCAAUGCGGUUUGAUGAAUCAUUGGCCAGCUUGUACUACACGACCUUGGACAGAUAUCGAUUAUAUUCUUCAACUAGCAGGUGAUCGUAUAGUGCCUAUUGAAAUUGGAAGCAAGUACACAGAUGUUUGUUGGCAACAGAAAAUGGUACGAAUGGAGGAUUUCAUCAACGAUUAUAUUAUACCUUCGAACUUGGACAAUCAACAAGAUGAAAAAAAGAAACCAAUAGCUUACCUAGCGCAACACAAUCUCUUUGAUCAUAUCCCAUUAUUAGAAAAUGAUAUCUCUAUCCCAGACUAUUGCUAUGCAGAGCCUCAAUCUAACGAAUGGUAUUUACAACGUCCACCUCCUGACGUUAUCAAACAUUGUUGGUUUGGUCCCAAAGGCACAGUAUCUCCUCUCCAUCAAGAUCCUUAUCAUAACCUUUUGGCUCAAGUGGUUGGCAGGAAAUACAUUCGACUUUAUUCUCCCAUUCAUUCAUCGGCUUUAUACCCAUAUGAAGGCAUCAUGUCCAAUACAAGUCAGGUGGAUAUUGAUGAUCCGGAUUUAGAAUCCUACCCACGAUUUGCUGAAGCGGAUUAUGUCGAAUGUAUAUUAAAACCAGGGGAAAUACUUUAUAUUCCUCCGAAAUGGUGGCAUUAUGUCCAAGCGCUUGAUACAAGCUUCAGUGUCAGUUUUUGGUUUUGAAUGGAAGAUAUCCAUCAAUGAUUCAUUCCUUUUUUUUUUUUUUUACUCCCUGUUAGAAUAGUG